AUGGAACCGUCGAGCUCACGUUGUGAAACGCCGCCACCAAGCUAUGAAGAAUGCACUCGAUCAAGGCCAACUACCCCACACAGUCAAAUCUAUAUUCAAGAUGGGGAUAAAUUGAUUCUGAUACCGACGAGUAACAGUGGAAUCAUCUAUUCAAGACCGGGCACACCUCAGCAUGGCUAUCAAAAUCGAGACCAACCAGUCACAAUUUUCGUUUCUCCACCAACUGAAGAACCUCGUCAAACAACUCAUCAAAUCUCAGAAGAUAGAGAUGAUGCCGAUGCUCAGGAAGCUGAGCGACAGUGCCUUAUGUGGAUGAGAGCUUGCGGUUGGGCAAUCGGGCUGAUCAUUGUCGUGAUCGGCUUCGUCAUUUUGAACAGCGAUCGGAAAAAAUAU
Molecule: messenger RNA, 393 nt
Organism: Mesorhabditis belari
Lineage: Eukaryota; Metazoa; Nematoda; Chromadorea; Rhabditida; Rhabditidae
Source: the annotation of a GenBank genome assembly